CAGCUGCUUUCUCUUUGCCAUUAGAAACCAAAGUGAAGGUGUUCACUUUGGUUCACUCUGUUUGGUCAGACUGACCAAACAGAGAGUGGGAGGCCAGUAUAAUGGCGGAGGGUUAUUCCUACCCGGUUCUAGUGGAGUUUGAGAAAACCAACUCAUCGAGACUGAAAAAUAAAUUAAUAAAGUAUUUUCAGAGUAAGAAGUCUAAUGGAGGAGACUGCGAGGUGGAGUGUGAGCCUGGCAGCACAACUGCACUGCUGCGGUUCCGCAGGAAGGAAGACCAGAAAAAUGUCCUGACCAAACAGGAGCACCAGAUCAAUUUGGACGAGGGAGUGUUAAAAAUGACAGUUCGCCUUCCUUCAGGGCAGCGGGAUCUAUCUGAUAAAAGCAGAAAAAAAGUCAGUUAUACAGGUACCAACAAAUGGUCAACAGCUAAGGAACACAAUCCCAUGGAUGAAGGACACAGGGAGGCAAAAGGCAACGAUGGAGAUUCAGCCGAUGAGGAGCUGUGUUCCACCUCGACGGUUUUAGGGAAUGUUUCAGAGUCUGUAACACAAGAAUUCUUGGAAAUGCUUGUUGAGAACAUUUUGAGAGAUAUAAGCCCUGCGAAUGCUGCCAAGAACUACAUUUUGGAACUCAUUCCUGACAUCUCAUCUGCUGUUGUGACAUUCGAGAAAGGAACAGUUAACAGUGAGUUUAUAGAAAGAUGCCCUAAAAAUAGGAUGUUUACAAGGAAGGGCUUUUCAAUCCGACCCCUUGAGACGACAAACAGGGUUGUUGCUGGAGGGUUUUCAGACUGCAGUGAAGACAUCCUGCACCUCUACUUUGAGAGUAAAGGUGGAGAUGUCGAAGAUGUUAAACUUAAUGAAGCUGAAAAGUCUGCUGUAAUCACAUUUAAGGACUGUAAAGCUAUUAGGAAAAUAAUGAGUAUGAAGCACAACAUAAAAAAGCAAGAAGUCAAAGUCUAUCCAUUUUACAAAUCUUUGGGCGUAGCACUAUAUGGAAAAGAUAAGACAUCACCCAAACUUCCUGCUGUAAUCUCCAAACCUGCAAACAAACCUGUCCUGGGCUACGUAACUGAUAAGAAAGCAGCCCUGGAGAGCGUUCGUCAUGAUUUGGAAAAACAUUUCUUCAACAUUACCCAGAAGCAGUCUGCUGUCUCACCAUCAUUACUGAAGCAAAAAGUCAAUCAAGCAUUGACCAAAAAUUGGACAAUACCUGAGGGUCCCGUGGGUAAAGGUCAGAGGGAGGCAAUUGGCAAAGAUGGAGAUUCAGCCGAUGAAGAGCAGUGGUCCACCUCGGCUGUUAUAGAGAACAUUCCAGAGUCUAUAACACAAGAAUUCUUGGAAAUGAUUGUGGAGAACAUUUUGAGAGAUCCAAGCUCUCCAACUGCCUCCCAGGACUACAUUUUGGAACUCAUUCCUGACAUCUCAUCUGCUGUUGUGACAUUCCAGGGUGGAAAAGUUAACAGAGAGUUUAUAGACAGAUGCCCUAAAAAUCGGAUGUUCACAAGGAAGGGCUUUUCAAUCCGACCCCUUGAGACGACAAGGAGGGUUGUUGUUGAAGGAGUUUUAAACUUCAGUGAAGACAUGUUGCACCUCUACUUUGAGAGUAAAGGUGGAGAUAUUGAAGAUGUUAAACUUAACGAAACUGAACAGUCUGCUGUAAUCACAUUUAAGGACCACCAAGAUGUCAAGAAAGUAAUGAGUAUGAAGCACAGCAUAAAAAAGCAGGAAGUCAAAGUCUAUCCAUAUUACAAAUCUUUGGGCGUUGCACUGUAUGGGAAAGAUAAGCCAUCACCAAAACUCCCUGCUUCCAUAUCUGAACCCAUUGACAAUGCUAUGCUAAGAUACCUUGCUGAAAACAAAGCUGCUCUGGAGACCAUUCGUUGUGACUUGGAAAAACACUUCUGCAUCAUUACCCUGGAGAAGUCUGCUGUCCGCCUCAGUGCCCUGCCUUUAUUACUUAAGCAAAAAGAAGCCAAAGUCAUCAUCAAAGAGUGGGCAAAUUCUGUGAGAUCAGCCUUCAGUCAGUCUGUCUCUAAAUUCAAAUCCAUCAAUUUUCCCCUGGAAUCUGAGGUAUGGGAAGAGUCUGUGCAGAAGAUUAAAGAGAAACUCCAGAAAGAAGACGUGGUUGUAGUUCCUGAUAAAACCAGUGGUAAUCUUUACAUGGUCGGUCUUGUAAAUGAAGUUAACACACUUGAGAAACCUGUUUCAGAAGUUCUUAGCAGGAUUGGAGAAAAGGUUAGACGGGAGAAAUUAAGCAAGACUCAAGAAAUAAAUUUGCCCCCAUCAAUCUUUUUCCUCAUUUCUCAAGAUGGUAUUCAGGAUAAACUCCUGAAAAUGUACCCAGAACUCAAAUUGUCAUAUGACCAAAAGAAGAAAGCUUUGAAAGUAACUGGCUUGGUGGAAGAGAUUACCACUGCAAGCCAAGAAAUAAACAAUGCAAUGUUUGCAUUAAAACGACAGAAUUUAGAAUUGGAUAAAUUUUUGCUUGACAUGCUGAAGGAAGAACAACAAGAGGAGGCCACAGAUGUACUUCUCACAGCCUAUGGUCUAAAAGCAGCCUUAGAAAUCAGUCCACAAAGAGUACAGCUUGUUGUUGUUUCUGACAAGGAUCUAAUGAGUGCUCAAGACCACCUAAGCCAAAUCCUGAAGUCUGAGUACAUCAAGGUUGAAGACAAUGACGUCUUGAAAAAGCCAGAGUGGCAGCAGCUUGUCCAUCAGCUAGAAAAAGCCAACAGUGUGUCAGGAAUGAGAACUCAGAUUAAAGUUCAUCAUCAGCAAGUGGUAGUGUCUGGUCAGAUGGACAAUGUGGACAAAGUUAGCAGUGAAAUAGAUGACUUUUUAACACAAAAUGCCCACGUUGAAGAAUUUGUUGCUGUUAAGGCAAAUGUUGUCAUUGAGUACCUUAAAGGUCAGGCACCCUGGUUAAAACAGCUAGAAGGUGGGGUGGAUGUGUCUUUUGGAAAGGAGGAGAUCAUCCUAAGUGGCUGUAGAAAUGCUGUACACAGUUGCAUAAGCAUAGUCAAGGAUUCGCUCUCCUCUGUGUACUUUGACAGUUUAAAAGUCACAAAACCAGGAGUUAAAAAGUUAUUUCUGGAUAAGGAAUCCAUUUAUGUUAACUUAAUCAAGACUGAGACUGGCUGCCUGGUCCAGCUUAUUGGUGACUCUAAUAAAGAUUACAAAGAUGUUGCCACUGUACAAGUACAAAAACCCAUUUUCAAAAUUCAGACAAGCAAUGGGAGGGAAAUAGUGGUUUCCAAGGCAGACAUAUGUAGUUACUCAGUCGAUGCUGUUGUCAAUCCUUCUACUGAUGACUUGAAACACAAUGGAGGUCUUGCUUUGGCAAUCUCAAAAGCAGCAGGCCCUCAGCUGCAAGCUGAAUGUGACACAAUAAUCAACUUAAAGGGUAAACUCAGGCCUGGAGACUGUGUUGUGACUAAUGCUGGGGGAAGCCUUCGUUGCAAAAAAGUGAUCCAUGCCGUAGGACCAAGCUUUGAUCCUAAUAAGCCAAAGAAGGCUGAGGCCCAGUUGAGAAGAGCCGUCAAAGAAAGCCUGGAUCUUGCUGAAAAGAGAAGCUGUUUUUCUGUGGCUCUUCCCGCCAUCAGUAGAAAUCUCGGCUUCUCCCUAAGUCUGUGCUUAAGCACCAUUGUUACAACAGUUAAGGAGUACUGUGAUGAAAGGCAUGAUGACCUCACCUUGAAGGCGAUCCAUCUGGUGGAUAAUGAUGACAGCGUCGCUAUUGGUAUGGUGGCCUUUGUGAAGCAAGAGUUUGGAAAUCAAGGAGCUGGUGUUGCACCACCAAAACCUCUGCCUAAAGUUAGUCCAAAGCCUCCUCUUAUUAAGCUAGCUCUACCUGACCACAGCUUGUGCAGAGCACAGACCAAAGAGGGCUUGAAAGUUGUUCUUAAAAAGGGAAAUAUUGAGGAUGCAAAGACUGAUGUAAUUUUAGACCCAUUACCUGGUGAUCUUUUAUUGAACAAAUGGGCGAUUUCAAAUGCCAUCAGCAAUGCAGCUGGACCCAAGCUUCAGCAACUGGUACAUAGCCAGAAAACUAGUGGAGCCGCAGGUGAUGUUAUUGUUACAGACAGCUGCAAUCUAAAGAGCAAACAAGUUUUCCAUGCGAUUGCUCCAAACUGGGACGACGGCAAAGGGGCCUCUGAAAAGAUUCUAAGUGGGAUCUUUAAGGAUUGCUUGGACCUGGCAGAGAAAACCGGUUUGACAUCCAUAUCUUUCCCGACAGUUGGCACUGGAAAGUUAGGUUUUCCAAAAGAUCUUGUUGCCUCCUUGAUGCUGGAUAAAACCUUAGAAUUCAGCAGUCAGAGACAAUCCAAGAACCUUAAGAAAGUUGUGGUGAUUCUGUAUCCUGGAAAUACUGAGAUUAUUAAGGUAUUUACUGAUGAAUUUAAGAAGAAGUUCCCAAGUGCCACAGCUCCUUCCGCAGCUAAAGGUUCACUUCCAGCAAACUCUUCACAAAGUAAAGGCAAAUUCUGUAAAGUGGUCUCCAGUUCAGGAAUGCAUGAGACUAAACUGGGGAAGGUGACGGUGCAGGUAGUGACUGGAGAUAUAACUAAGGAGACCACUGACAUCAUCGUCAACUCUUCAAAUGAUAACUUCACUCUGAAGUCAGGAGUAUCCAAAGCGAUUCUGGAUGCAGCUGGUCCUGCUAUUGUAGAUGAAUGUACAAAACUUGCUUCCCAGCCCCAUUCAGGCAUGAUAAUGACUGCACCUGGUAGUCUAAAGAGCAGCAAGAUUCUCCACAUGGUCGGAAAGACAAAUCCAUCAGAAAUCCACCAGGCAGUGAAGGAAGCACUCCAGCUGUGUGUGAAGAACUCCCACACCUCUGUGUCGUUUCCUGCCAUUGGCACAGGCCAAGGCAACGUAGCAGCGAAAGCGGUGGCAGACUCCAUGUUGGACGCAGUCAUUGAUGUGAUGAGCCAAAACACCUCCAGCUCCCUGACUUUAAUCCGGAUUGUUAUUUUUCAGCAAAACAUGCUAAAAGAUUUCUGCAGCAGCAUGCAAGAAAGGGAAGUGCCUGAUCCAAAGGAUAAAGCAGGAUUCCUCCAAAAUGUUGGCCAAAAGAUUAAAGCAAUAUUUAUACCUGAAAGUCCUGAAAAAAAACAAGACCAAAAGGUUUUUGAUUUUGAGACCAUCGAAGUGGAGCCUACUUUAUUCCACAUCUGUGGUGACUCACAGAACAGCAUAGAUGCAGCGAAGAAGAAGAUAAAUGAUCUGAUAUCCGACCAACAAGGCAGCAUGGAGAUAACCGACAAUGACAUCUUAAACUUAUCUUUGGCAGACUGUCAGCGCAUCGUUGACAUUCAAAAGAGCAUGGGUGUGAGCAUCAAGCAUCAUAUAAAUAAUGGCCAAGCCUCAAUAGUUAUUGAAGGUCUCAAUAAAGAUGUGCUUCAGGCCAGUAAGGAGGCAGAUAUGAUGCUGAGGAAGGUGAGAGGUGAGCAGGAGCUGAAGAAGAAAUAUGAUUUGGCCGCUACAGUGGCAGAAUGGCAGUAUCAGCGUCAGGGGCUUCAGUAUCAGAGUGUUGAUCAGGUGACCAACUAUGAGCUUGAGCAUGCCUUGGAGAAGGGAAUAACCAGUGUAAAAGUUACCAUCCAGGGCUCAAACUAUACUGUUCAGAUGCCUAAAGGACCAGCUACUGACAGCCAGGGAAUCACCCUGCAGAUCAGGAGAAUCGACAAACUAAAAGCUGAUGAUGUUCCUGAGUUUUGGGAGCCAAUGCCGGCUGGCCAAACGUGUCACUCUGUCCCCAUCCAGGCAACGUCUCCAGAGUACGCCGAAGUCCUUAAUCUCUUCCAAGCCACGUGUAAACGAGCCGUCACUAAGAUUGAAAGGAUCCAGAACCCUGCGAUGUGGAAAAGUCUUCAGAUCAGAAAACAUGAUAUGGAGGUGAGAAAUAAUCAUCAGAACAAUGAGAAACGUCUCUUCCACGGCACAUGUGAGACCACUGUCCCCAUCAUCAAUGCUCAAGGCUUCAACAGAAGCUACGCGGGAAAAAACGCUACCUGUUAUGGCAAAGGCUCCUACUUUGCUGUUAAUGCCAGUUACUCUAGCAAUGACACCUACUCCAAGCCCAAUCAGAACGGAGAGAAGUUCAUGUACCUCUGCAGAGUGCUGACAGGAGACUACACCCUGGCUCAGCAGGACAUGAUCACUCCACCACCUAAAGGGGGCUCGGAUGUUUACUUGUAUGACAGCGUGGUGGACAACCUGACCAAACCCAACAUGUUUGUAGUGUUUCAUGACUCUCAUGCAUAUCCAGAGUACCUGAUUACUUUCAAGUAGCACACAAGAAAAAUGUUUAAUUUAAAUGCCACGGUGAUGAAUGAAUUACUUUGCUUCAGACAAUCCGAAAAAAAUGCUAACUUUAUUCAUAAUUAAUGUCACACAUAUUUUAUAUGUAUAAUUAAGUUCUUAUGUCUGAAAAGGGAUAUAAGGAAGUGAAACUUAUUUAAUCAUACUCCUUCACCCUCCUAUAGUGCUUAACAACAACAAUGUUCCCAAUUUCCAUUAAAAAUUAGUCUUAACUGUAAUUAAAAAGUUGCUUUUUGUACAUAUAAACAUACGGAUAGAAAUCCACACAUGGUUACACGCAACUUCAUUCAUAAAACAUCUGAUAAUGAAGCCAAAUCUAAUUUUCUUUUCAGAUUUCAGUCUUAUUUCCAUUGCCUUGAGUUCACUGACUUGCUAGUUUGUUUUCAGGCCUAUUUACAGUUUUAAAAUGACGCUUUAAUGUCAGUAACCAGUGAUAAGCAGCUGUGAAUCCUUUGAACAUUAAUGCAUUACUUCUCAUAGGGAGCUACUUUGCAUUUAAUGCUGCACUUUAUAACAUUAAAUUAAAUCUCUAUGUAAAAUCUGAAAGUAAAAACUAACAUCUUUUCCUUGUUAAAAACAAGAAUUGAACGACAUAUGAUUUCACUGUAAGCUCUUCUACAUUUGAAAGUAAUAAAAACGAUUUUCUCUUAUUA
Molecule: messenger RNA, 6982 nt
Organism: Cyprinodon tularosa
Lineage: Eukaryota; Metazoa; Chordata; Actinopteri; Cyprinodontiformes; Cyprinodontidae
Product: protein mono-ADP-ribosyltransferase PARP14-like
Exons: 20
Coding region: 102-6299 (2065 amino acids)
Biological process (GO): negative regulation of gene expression
Cellular component (GO): cytoplasm; nucleus
Molecular function (GO): NAD+ poly-ADP-ribosyltransferase activity; RNA binding; transcription corepressor activity
Source: RefSeq, a predicted model, not a curated record